Diatraea saccharalis (sugarcane borer) is the source of this 1208-nucleotide messenger RNA. NCBI's taxonomy places the organism in Eukaryota, Metazoa, Arthropoda, Insecta, Lepidoptera, Crambidae. The record is from the annotation of a GenBank genome assembly.
ACUUCGCUCAACAUGUCAAGUUGUGGGUCAACAAUAUACCUACUAAGUCUGUGGUCAACAAUCGAAUUGUCAAAAAUCCAAAAAAAGCAAACAUCAACAUCAGUGCGAAUCAAUGAAUAGAAAGAAAUAAACUUAAAUUUUAUAUAAAUAAUAAUGGCACCUAAACUAAAAUUCGCCGAAGGUGAAAAAGUAUUAUGCUUCCAUGGUCCCCUUAUUUACGAAGCAAAAUGUCUCAAAAGUUCUGUUACAAAAGAUAAAUAUGUUCGUUACUUGAUACAUUACGCCGGGUGGAAUAAGAAUUGGGACGAAUGGGUACCAGAGAGCCGUGUGUUAAAAUACAAUGAAGCAAAUGUGCAGCGCCAGAAGGAAGUACAAAGGGCACACUCUGCACAACCUGCUAAGACAAAAAAAACACCAGCGAAAGGACGAAAGUCUGAAGCAGCUGCCUCCACUCCUGCCAGAGAUGAGUCCAGAGCUUCCACACCUGCUGGUAAAGAUUCAGAAACAACCCCUGCGCCGGCUAAAGCUUCUAAAACUCAAAGCAAGGACACACCCGCUGACUCAGGAUCUGACCAACCAAAAAAAAAACGCGGGCGUUUGGAUCUAUCAAUAGAAUCUGAGGAGCAGUAUCUAGCGAAGGUCGAGGUGAAGAUCAAGAUACCUGAGGAGUUGAAGGUGUGGCUAGUGGACGACUGGGAUGUGAUCACGAGACAACAGAAAUUAGCCAUCCUCCCCGCCAAAUUGACCGUUUCACAGAUAGUAGAUAACUACCUUGCAUUCAAAAAGUCCAGUAAAUCACAUAACCAAGCGAAGGAAUCCGUCCUCCUUGAUAUAACGGAAGGAAUCAAAGAAUACUUCAAUGCAACGCUGGGCUCGCAGCUGUUAUACAAAUUUGAAAGGCCACAAUACAGUGAGAUAUUACAAGAGUACCCGGACACACCCAUGGCUCAGAUAUACGGGUCGAUACAUUUGUUGAGAUUGUUCGCUAAAAUGGGUCCGAUGUUAGCGUAUACGGCUUUAGAUGAGAAGUCUCUGCAACACGUGUUGACUCAUAUGCAGGACUUUUUAAAGUAUAUGGUGACGAAUAGAUCAACGUUGUUCAAUUUGCAAGACUAUGGGAAUGCGACGCCUGAAUAUCAUAGGAAAGUUCAAUAAUUGUUCGAUAAUCUAGUGACUAAGCUUAGUGAUUUAAUAAAUGAAUUGUAUCG